Molecule: messenger RNA, 1623 nt
Organism: Colletotrichum paranaense
Lineage: Eukaryota; Fungi; Ascomycota; Sordariomycetes; Glomerellales; Glomerellaceae
Exons: 1
Coding region: 1-1623 (540 amino acids)
Biological process (GO): double-strand break repair via nonhomologous end joining
Cellular component (GO): nucleus; DNA ligase IV complex
Molecular function (GO): DNA end binding
Source: RefSeq, a predicted model, not a curated record
AUGACAACACCGCCCGUCUGGCGACGGCUGCCUGUGCCUGCUUCAGCCGAUCUGCCCAACCUUUUGGUAUCGACAACAUUCACGACUACAUCAUACACAAUCUUUGUUACAGACCUGGCCAACAUAUGGUCUGAAUCGUUGGAUCGGCGUGCAAUCUACAAGCGCAGCCUCAAUGAGUCCACCAGUAUCGACCCGACGGACAGCGACAGCAAUAUGCGAGCUUUCAUGUCCAAGAUUCAAUCUGUCUUUGAUCCAAGCCACCGAGACCAUGUAAAAGCAUCCAUGUCGAUAUCAACACACUCUAACAAGGAAGCUGGGGAGCAGGGUCUGACAUUGAGUAUUACUUGCGAACUAGAUAACAUGCAACCUCUAGAAUGGCCGAUGUAUCUGCAAAAGUGUUCCCAGUCAGAACUCACGACAGAACUUGUCGUACCCCUCGCACAAGCAAACUCUGUGAGCCGCCGGCGAGUGGAGUCCCUUACAGAAACCAUCAAGCAGAAGGAUGCCGUUAUCAUGAAGCUUCUGGACAAAUUAGAAGCUACUGGGACUCGCCUUGAGAACGUUUUCGCCGUCUUGUCAGCAAAACAGAAGGCCACGAGAAAGAUGGCAGAGGAAAAAGUCAAGGGUUUGGCUCCCUUUUCUCUCGAGGAUUGGAAGGCGCAGUCAGACCACGGCCCGGAGGACGUUCUCGGUGCUAUUGAGAGUGUCUUUGGCGGCGAUGGACUCGAGUAUAGUCGCAAGGCUGACAUGGACACCGCAACUCCUCUUGACGACUGGUGGGCCAGGCCAGAGGCGUUAUGUAUCCCGAUUGUGGGACCCAAGUCGAGGUCCCGUUCAAGCCGGCCGGCAAUGUCGCCUCCCGAAUCCGAACGAGAGGGGCAUGGUCACAGCGAGCGGGCAAACAAGGGGAUUGCGGGAGAGGAUGAGGAUGAUGAUUUUCAAGUGCAGUCGACGCCUCCCCAUCUUGUGCCCGCCCGGAAACGUUCCGUCCCGCCGCCCUCCGGACGCGACGACGAUAGCACUGAGGACGAAGACGAAUCCCACAUUCCAGACAGCGUACCUGUACCUCCUGAUGAACCUAUCAUUCAAUCUAGCCGCCUGGGUACGAUAGGAAAGAAAGGCCAACCUGCAACAGCAACGAGGUCUUCAGGUCUGAAAGAUCCUGUGCCAGCUGCUCCAGGCUCGGAUACUGAAACGGCAUCUGAAGACGAAAGUGCAUUAUCGGUAGUUGAGAUCUCGCCACCACCGAAGCCUGCCGCGAGUAACUUCAAUGGGGGCUUGUGUCGUAUCGGCGAUGGUCGUGCCAGUCGCUCAAAGACUCCAGAAUCUCCGAAGAAGGGGGCUUUAGGCCGCAUUGGUGGCGACCGUCAACCUUCUAAAUCGCCAGAGCCAUCUAAGAAGCCUGUUUUGGGCAGGAUAGGCAGAGGCGCGCGCCCAUCGAAGACGCCAGAGCCGAAGACCGAAGAUGCGGAAAUCAGGGGAAGGUCUGGAGCGGACGAGGAGCCUUCGGUGAAGCCCAGGGAGACGUCACAGGAACGGGCAGAUCGGAAACGAGAUGAACUACAACAAGAGAUACAGAAAAAGGCCACGUCGGGACCAGCACGGAAGAAGCGGAAGUUCUAG